CCUAAUUGGUCAGUGGCGUUUUCUCGUGAAUGAAGGAGGUUUCUGUUUUAAGAAAUAAAGUGACUUCUCAGCUGUUGAUUCACUGCCCACAGGGAUAUUUUAGAGCUGAGGCUUCCUAGCCUCAGUAGAAAUUUGCAUACAACUUCCACUUCCUGCUUCGGAGCCUGUUCUACUGCUUACCUGGGCCCGGAGAGGGGGGAGGGCGGCGGAGCGGCCCAAGGUAGAGUGACAGGGGAAGGAGAGCGCACGACCACCCGUGGCCAAGGUCUGCCCGUUGUGGUGUGAAGAAACUAGGAUGAACCGAAGCAUUCCCGUGGAGGUUGAUGAAUCAGAACCAUUCCCGAGUCAGUUACUAAAACCAAUCCCAGGAUAUCCCCUGGAAGAGGAAUCAGAACCACCUGCUCCACAUACAAGGCACAUGGCACCCAACUGUGUGUCGGCACCCAACAGCUUGUCCACACCCCAAGCCCCUGAUUGUUCCUCAGGAGACUUUUCUCAGGCUUACCCACACCUGAAACUUUCAAACUGCCGGCGGCCUGUGUCCCAGCAGAUCACCUGCCUGCGCACCAAAGUCCUGGCGGAGGGUGAAGACAGCUUCUGGAGGAGACACCCGGACCCAGGCAAUGAUUUGCCCCCGGACUGCUCUGCAGCCAGCGAGUCUGUGGUUGGAACCCUCCCACAAGAGCAUCAGUUUUUAUUUAUGGAAAAACGUAAUCAAUGGCUGGGAUCUCAGCUUUCAGCAGCUUCUCCUGACACUGGCCAUGACUCACACAAAUCAGACCAAAGUUUACCGAAUGCCUUAGCAGACUCCUCAGGCCAGAGCCAAGAGAUGGUGCCACGGCCCCAGCUCCACAGGAGCCGAGCAGCCCCAGAUCUGCCGACCAUAGACACGGGGUAUGAUUCCCAGCCCCGGGACGUCCUGGGCAUCAAGCAGCUGGAAAGGCCCCUGCCCCUCACUUCUGCGUGUUACCCCCAGGACCUCCCCAGACCUCUCAGGUCCAGGGAGUACGAUCCGUCUGAACAGCAGAGGUAUCCAGCGUGUGCACAGAUGCUGCGUCCCAGCCCUUCCCCACAUGCUCAGUGGAACUACCAGUACCAUUGUCCUGGAGGCCCCCAUCACCAGGUGCCAUAUGGCCACAACUACCCUCGGGCAGCCUACCAGCAAGUGAUCCAACCACCCCUGCCUGGGCAGCCCCCACCGGGAGCCAGUGAAAGAGGCCCGCACCCUGUGCAGAAGGUCAUCCUGAACUAUCCCAGCCCCUGGGACGAAGGAGAGAGGCCCGCUCAAAGAGACUAUUCCUCCCCGGGGCUCCCGAGGUAUCUGGACCAGCUGCAUAACCAGCCACAUAACAGAGCUGGAGCCCCUGAGGAGUCCUGGGACUGUCCUGCAGAGCUGAGACCACAGGGCCCCCAGGCUCCAUCUCCAGCUGCUGUCCCCAGACCCCCUAGUAACCCUCCAGCCAGGGGAACUCUGAAAAUAAGCAAUUUGCCAGAGGAAUUACGGAAAGUCUUUAUCACUUAUUCUGUGGACACAGCUAUGGAGGUGGUGAAAUUUGUGAACUUUUUGCUAGUGAAUGGCUUCCAAACCGCAAUCGACAUUUUUGAGGAUAGAAUCCGAGGCAUUGAUAUCAUUAAGUGGAUGGAACGCUACCUUAGAGAUAAGACAGUGAUGAUAAUCGUAGCAAUCAGCCCCAAAUACAAACAGGAUGUGGAAGGCGCUGAGUCGCAGCUGGACGAGGAUGAGCACGGCUUACACACUAAGUACAUUCAUCGAAUGAUGCAGAUUGAGUUCAUAAAACAAGGAAGCAUGAAUUUCAGAUUCAUCCCUGUGCUCUUCCCAAAUGCUAAGAAGGAGCAUGUGCCCACCUGGCUUCAGAACACUCACGUCUACAGCUGGCCCAAGAAUAAAAAAAAUAUCCUGCUGCGACUGCUCAGAGAGGAAGAGUACGUGGCUCCUCCGCGGGGGCCUCUGCCCACCCUUCAGGUGGUUCCCUUGUGAUACCCCCUGUCCCCAGGUCACCGGGGCCAUGCCAUGGCGGGGGCCCUGCUCUGAUGGGGACUCUUCUAGCUGAGGCUGGUUGGCAGCAUUCAUGGCUGUUCAUUCUCAGUCCCUCCCUGAGGGGCCCUCCAACCCCAGAAAAGCUGUUCUGCACAGUAUGCUCCCCUCUGAGACCUCCACAGACCACCUCUUCGAGGUGGAGUUCCCGGCUGCUCUGCAUUCCCUGCUCCUUAGCCGCACUGCCUACUCCUCCUCACCCUCUGACUGUCCAGUCUGGGCCUCUCCCUGCUCAGCAAGGAGAUCGUGUGGAUGAUGCUGCAAUACAUGUAAAUGACCACAAACACCCUUCCAUUGCUUAAGACCACUUUUAUGUGUUAGCCAAACACUUGUGUGGCCUCAGACCAAGAGGAUUCAUGUACAUAUAAUAAAAUGUUUACUCUUUUGUAA
Molecule: messenger RNA, 2446 nt
Organism: Phyllostomus discolor (pale spear-nosed bat)
Lineage: Eukaryota; Metazoa; Chordata; Mammalia; Chiroptera; Phyllostomidae
Gene: TRAF3IP2
Product: TRAF3 interacting protein 2
Exons: 9
Coding region: 296-1999 (567 amino acids)
Biological process (GO): humoral immune response; positive regulation of canonical NF-kappaB signal transduction
Source: RefSeq, a predicted model, not a curated record